Molecule: messenger RNA, 1119 nt
Organism: Leishmania mexicana MHOM/GT/2001/U1103
Lineage: Eukaryota; Euglenozoa; Kinetoplastea; Trypanosomatida; Trypanosomatidae
Exons: 1
Coding region: 1-1119 (372 amino acids)
Biological process (GO): acetate transmembrane transport; succinate transmembrane transport
Cellular component (GO): plasma membrane
Molecular function (GO): acetate:proton symporter activity
Source: RefSeq, a predicted model, not a curated record
AUGUCCACUGGGCACGUGGAAAAUCUUGGGAACCCCUCCAUGUACCCGCUCAUGAAGAACCCGCACACCCUGAGCGACGAUGAACGUCCCCAUCGCGUGUUCAAGAGCACCGAUGGCAUCACAGCCAACAUGAAUGAAGACCUUCGCGCUCGACGCAGCCACGCCAGCUACGACUACCUCAUGAGAGCCAACGAUGGCCGGAGUCAGGCCAACGGCAGCGCCAAUUUCGUCUACCACUCCAGCCGGAGGCCAACGGGGGGCAGGAGCUUGGACUACCUUGACGAGGACCAGAACCGCACCUCAAGCAUGCCUCACAACCGCGGCAACCAUCAUGAAGACCCGCUUUGCUUCGACUCCGACAGCGAUAUUGAGGAGUGCCUCGUCGAUCACCAAAUCCGCAUGCUGGAAGCGAAAAAAGCGGCUGCGAACUCGCGCAAGUGCGCGAACCCGGGCCCGCUCGGCCUGAUCGGCUUUGGCCUCUCGACGAUCCUGCUGAACCUGCACAACACCGGGAGCUUUCCGCUGUCGACGGUCAUCGUCGCCAUGGGCAUCUGCCUCGGCGGAGGUGCGCAGUUUAUCGCGGGCAUGCUCGAGUGGGUGCGCGGUAACACCUUCGCAUUUGUCGCCUUCACCGCGUACGGUGCCUUCUGGCUGUCCCUCGUGUGCGUCUGGAUGCUGCCCAACACAGCCUCCAGCAACUCCACGAUCGUCGACCCAGCGAGCGAGUACUUUGUAGGCGUGUACCUCUUCCUGUGGGGCAUCUUCUCCUUCGUCAUGCUUACGUGCACCAUCCGCAUGAACGUCGCCAUCUUUCUCGUGUUCCUCACCGUGACGCUGCUCUUCCUGAUGCUCGGCUGCAGCAGCAUGGCAGGCAGCGCGAUCGGGCUGCGCGCGGCCGGCUACGAGGGCGUCAUCUGCGGCUCCCUCGCCCUCUACCUUGCCUUUGCCGAGAUUGUGAACGAGGUAUGGGACCGCACAAUCCUGCCGGUGAUCCCGAUGACGCAGGUGCUCGGCUGGCUCGGCACCUUUAACGGCUACAAGGGAACACAGCGGAAUAAUAGAAGCAACUCAGCGCGCCGUGGGUCUCAGUCGCCGAGAAGGGCGGCGAGGAAGAAGUAA